Messenger RNA from Rosa chinensis, 558 nucleotides. Its product is annotated as origin of replication complex subunit 3-like. Gene Ontology annotation, cellular component: nuclear pre-replicative complex; DNA replication preinitiation complex; nuclear origin of replication recognition complex. Lineage: Eukaryota; Viridiplantae; Streptophyta; Magnoliopsida; Rosales; Rosaceae. Bases 41 to 307 code for a protein of 88 amino acids. The record is from RefSeq and is a predicted model, not a curated record. Gene Ontology annotation, biological process: DNA replication; DNA replication initiation. The transcript is spliced from 3 exons. Gene Ontology annotation, molecular function: DNA replication origin binding.
UUCUUACUUUAUUCAAGUGUUAAUUGGAGACUCACGGAAAAUGAUUCAAGUGGAUCUUUUGGAGUUUCAUAAAACCCUACAAUGCAGUUGCUGCAGGAGGAGUGACAACAUACCAUUGCCAUCAAUGCCUGAUACCUCUAUUAUGUACACUCUGGCUCAGGAGCAUGGCGAUCUUAUCAAUCUUCAUGACUGGUUCCAGUCUUUCAAAACCAUUGUCAUUCAGUACAGCAGAAAGGGGACAAGCAAACUGGAAAAGUCCCCACUUAAGAAAAGAAAGGAAAAGAAUGAAUCUGAAAACAAGAGUUGAGAUUGAAGUGUAAAGGUUGGAGCAGCCAAGUCAAGUAAGCUCAAAGAGAUCAUUCUGAAAAAGAAGUUGGAAAUGGAGGACAAGCUGUUGGAUGCUCCACUGGACACACUAGGUGCUGCUGCCUUGGCACUACACUAUGCAAGUAUGAGAGAACAUUAGUGGCAAAGUUUCUCUCGAUCGCGACUAUUUGAUUGUAUCAUCUUUUGCUAUCUUUUAAUGUAAUUAGCUAGAAUGCAGCAGCCAUCAAGCUA